GCAGCUACAGCUGGUCUGGACGACUGCGCACCAAACAACCAUGUGAAUCGCUACUAUACGAAUUCGGACUUUGGUAAUAUAAAUGUUGUCGCAUUCAGUUUUAUUUUACGACGUGAGUUUAACGCAAGUGUAGACAUAGAGUCGUUCGAGGUGAUCACAGCUGAAUUCGGAAAUAACUUACACGCAUGUGAGUAGGAUGUUCUGUGGACAGUUUAGUCCUGGUCGAGGAAACGCGUGUCUGACCCGUGAGAUCGCCUGACACGCAUUUUUUUCCUUUCGCACUUGGCGUGGUGCCGGGACAUGGCGUUUAAUGAAUGAAUGAAUGAAGCGGACAGCUGUCUAGUAGUGGCAUAGCCGAAGUGGAGACGUGCGUGGCCUCCCUGGCCGGACCUCCGGAUGCCUGAGGCAAGAUGGUGCAGAAGUAUCAGUCCCCGGUCCGGGCGUACAAAUACCCGUUUGAGAUGGUGAUGGCGGCCUAUGAGAAGCGUUUCCCGACCUGCCCCCUCAUCCCUGUGUUCCUGGGCAGUGAGGUGCUUAGUGACGUCACCAGCGACGACGGCUCUGUCCGUAUCAUCGAGCGCAGCUGCAAGCUCAGCGUGGACGCACCGCGACUCCUCAAGAAGAUAGCGGGGGUUGAGUAUGUCUACUUCAUCCAGAAGAACACGCUCAACUGGAGGGACCGAUCGCUUCUCAUUGAGGCUCACAACGAGACCUUUGCCAACAGAGUCAUCGUCCUGGAAACAUGCUGCUACAGAGUCCACCCAGAUAAUGAGGACUGGACGUGCUUUGAGCAGUGUGCCUCCCUGGACAUCAAAUCCUUCUUCGGCUUCGAGAGUACAGUGGAGAAAAUUGCUAUGAAACAGUACACAGCCAACAUAAAACGGGGCAAGGAGGUGAUCGAGUACUACUUGAAUGAGCUCAUGCAGGAGGGCAUCACUGAGAUCCCACGCUGGGUUCCCACCGAGCAACGACCUUUGAACUCUGACCCCUCUUCCUUCACCUCCACACCAUCCUGUUCUGCUCUGACACGGCCGAACCCCAGGACCCAGCUGCACCUUGACCUCUCAUCGCCUGGCAACAGCAGCCGUGAUGUCACGAGCUUCAGUGCUGACAGCUCAGAACCCUCUACUCCAGAUGCAGAUAAGCUGGAUGCAGACUACAUCGAGCGCUACCUGGGUCAGCUGACCCCCAUGCAGGAGAGCUGCCUGAUCCGACUCAGGGCCUGGCUGCAGGAAAACCACAAAGGCAAGUCUGAAACGGGAGAAUGGAAAGCUGAGAAGAUCCCUAAGGAUGAGCACAUCCUUCGUUUCCUGCGUGCCCGCGACUUCCACCUGGAGAAGGCACGCGACAUGCUCUGCCAGUCACUCACCUGGCGCAAGCAGUUCCAGGUAGACUACAUCCUGGAGACGUGGACGCCCUCUAGCUGCCUGGUGGAGUACUACGCCGGAGGGUGGCACCACCAUGACCGCGAGGGUCGGCCGCUCUAUAUCCUCAGACUGGGCCAGAUGGACACCAAGGGCCUGGUCAAAGCACUGGGCGAGGAGGCCCUGCUCCGACAUGUUCUGUCCAUCAAUGAGGAGGGCCAGAAGAGGUGUGAGGAGAACACGAACAUAUUUGGCAGACCGAUCUCAUGGCCUUACCAUCUUGGUUGCCUCACCUGUUGGUGGUUGUCUCACCUGUUGGAGGUUGCCUCACCUGUUGGUGGUUGCCUCACCUGUUGGAGGUUGCCUCACCUGUGCAGGUCGUGGACGUGCCUGGUGGACCUGGAGGGCCUGAACAUGCGCCACCUGUGGCGUCCGGGCGUGAAGACGCUGCUGCGCAUCAUCGAGGUGGUGGAGGCCAACUACCCUGAGACGCUGGGCAGGCUGCUGAUCGUCCGGGCGCCGCGCGUCUUCCCCGUCCUCUGGACACUGGUGAGUCCGUUCAUCAACGAGAACACGCGUCAGAAGUUCCUGGUCUACAGUGGGAAUAACUACCAGGGCCCCGGCGGACUGGUGGACUACAUCGACCAGGAGAUCAUCCCCGACUUCCUGGGCGGAGACUGCCUGUGCCAUGUAUCCGAGGGGGGUCAGGUGCCGAAGUCCUACUACCAAACCGAGGAGGACUUGGACAACCCCGACCACAUACGCCUGUGGGCCGACACCAUCUACCAAUCAGCACAAGUCUUUAAAGGGGCACCACAUGAGAUCAUGAUUGAGAUUGUGGAGGGCUCAUCAGUGAUCACGUGGGACUUUGACAUCCUGAAGGGGGACGUGGUCUUCAACAUCUUCCACUCCAAAAGGACCCCUCAGCCGGUGAAGAGAGAGACGUCCGGAUCGGCGCCUGUCGUAAAUAACAUGCAGUUGAUUGACAGGAGCUGGACACUGGGGGUGGACUACAGCAUGGUGGAGUCUCCGCUCACCUGCCGCGAGGGAGAGAGCAUCCAGGGGUCUCACAUCACCCGGUGGCCCGGUAUCUACAUCCUGCAGUGGAAGGCCACAGGCCACGCCCCCAGCUCUGGCCCCUCCCUCUCUCGGGUGGACGACGUGCUGGCCUCUCUGCAGGGCUCCACACCCAGGUGUAAGGUCCUGUACUACACCGAGGUGCUCGCCUCAAAUGACUUCAGAGGCUCCAUGAGCAGUUUGGAGUCGUGCCACAGCAGAUUCUCACAGCUCAGUGUCGGCACUACCUCCUCCAACCAAUCACAGGGAAGCUCACUCAUAUCCAGAUAAUCACACACACACACAGUAAUACACAUGCACUCACACAUCCAGUCACACACACACAUGCAUGCACACAAAGUCACACACACACAAUUACAUGCAUAUAUGUCCUUGUGUACACACAGAAAUAGACAUACGAUUACUCAAUGCAACACACAAAGACAACAUGAUGUGCGUACGAUCCACAUACAAUCUAAUGCAAUCAACAUACAUGUUAACUGCAUGUUCACAUACAUACAUAUACAUACAUACAUCACACACACACACACGCAUGCACACACACUCACACACACACACAGACACAGACACACACACACACACACAAGCAAGCACCACACACUCAGACAUGUCUCAACCUUAAGGGCUAAAUGUCACUUUAUGUGAUGUCCAGGGAUUGUACGAACAAAUGUUCACAAGGAUUAACACACCAGAGAUUUAGGAGCAAAAACUGAAAGAAGUCCACACAUAUAUAUCUUACCUCAUCUUCUGCAGCAAAUGCAUCUUCUAGCUGCACAGUCGUGGAAGGGUGAUGUGAAUCAGUCUUGUUUUUCUAAACAUGCGGCAUAACUUUAGCAUCUGUCAUUUGCCACUGACAAUAAUUUGCACUUAAACCAGAAGAGGAAACAUGAUGAACCUACUGUAGCCCUCAAUACAUAACAGGACUAGCUUGUUUGCUGGUUGGUGGUAGACCACUAUAAAAAAGACCCAACCUCCAUUCCUGACGCAGACUCCAGAGACAGACUACAUGACAAAUGGCUCACAACUGCAACAGGGAUUCUAUGGAAUUCCUUUUUUAAGAAAAGGUGAUCUAUGUUGGUUAUGGUGAUCAUAUUUUUGUUGUUUUGUUUUUGUAAUGUGGUGAUCGGGAACUACACCCAGAUAGCGAAAUCAGAUUCAUAUCAGGGGGGUUUGUUUGCCGGUGACAUACCACUUCUGGUCCACUGUUGGACUGCUUGCAAAGUUACAGAUUGUAUCAUGCAAAGUGUAACCGAGGUCGUAAUUCGUCCGCCACUCACGGCCCUCGAACCCGCCACCUCAACACACACCGGCUUGAGAGUUGAACGCUCUAACCACUGAGCUAAAAGCCCAGGCUUCCAACUCAGCGGUUAGAAGCGUUCUUAAGGUUAGGGGUGUGAGGAUUUACACGCGCAACUAGCACUUGGCUAAUGGCAGUUUGCUUCCGUUACAAAAGUCUCCACUGCGUCCCAAAGUGUGGUGUUGUAAGUAAGUAGGCCUAGCUCAUGCAUGUGAGACACUGCUGUGUCUUUAGGUCAGGCGUCAAAUAUCAAGCUGUAAACUCACAGUACCUCACAGAACUGCCACCGCUACACGCUAGGCUAUCUGUAAAUCAUUCUAAAUAUGUUUAUAAAUGUUUGUAAGCUGUUACAAGGCAUUAUGAAUGCUUUAUAAGCCUUUACAAAUUUGUUUGCAGAGGAAUACUUCUUGUGUUCAGAAAGUAAAAGUCCUGACGAUAGUUGAUCCAACCAUUUAGUAAACCAAGUAGGUUAUAGCUAAUUAGUGUUAAGUGCACAGGAAGAAGGAAUACAUGGCUGAACGUUUACUUUCUGAACCUGGGAUGUAUGUUUGUAAUGUGCUAUGAAUACUAGAUUUACGUAAAGUGUUACCAAAUACAUCUUAAACCAUGUUUGGAAACAUUUUUACUAAUUGUACAGACCUUGGGUCCCAUAGAAAUGGCAGUGUGUACACCUUGUUUAGGAGUUUGCAGUUAAAAACUCAUUGCCUGUCUUAGCUUUUCAGCAAAACCAUGUACUGUUUUCAGCGUCCUUCCCAGCCUUGUUUGUUGACACAUUGGCUAAGGUCAUGUUUUCUCUUUACAGCUCAAUAAGCACAGCAUACUUAGAAGAUGUAGCCUUAAGAACCCAGAGAAUGUAAAAUGCUAGGUCCUUCUCUCCACAGUAGAAACAGAAAGAAAUGUAUACCUAAGCAUGGAACUGCAAAAGUGCAGGUUCAAACAGCAUGAUAAAUGAUUGCUCUACGUAGCCUAGCAACAGCCUGUGGACAGAGCUGGAACUAGGAUUCAGAAAAGUAGCCUAGCCUACUGCCAGAUAAUUGGUAGAGAUGCUCUAUCUUUGGUGUCAAUCAACGGGUUCGGUUUAUUAUCAUAGUUUGAGGCCAAGUAUGUGAAACUACAGUACUAUGUGUAACCACUUGGCUGAGAAAAAUAGUCUUGGGUAGCAGUCAGUUGCUCACUGAAAUCACUUGGCUAAUGGCACUGGAUAAGUGAAAGAAAUGCUCUGAAACAGUAGCUUGUUCAGGCCUAAAGGGUGAAUCCACCAAAAUCCCACCACAUCCAGCAUAUAUGGAGCACAUUGGAGGUACUUUCUGAUCCUAAACUUCUUCUCUGUCCACAGGGAACUGUGUCAAACCUUCAGGGAAUGAAAGCCAUACGCUAGAAUCUAGAUAGUCCAGUGCAGUAUGUAUGUACAUACCUACACCUAUAAUACUCAAUGAAUCAAAUCAAAUCAAAACUACAAAGUCUGACUGAAUUGCAAAGAAAGCACUUGAGAACAAUAUCAUUAAACCUAAAGGGCUAUUAAUUGCAUUUUAAAAGCAAUACUGACGACAGCUCCAUAGGGGCAGCGAUAGUGUAGUGGUUAAAGAGCUGGGCUAGCAUGCUAGUAGCCUGAAAAGUUGUGGGUUCAAUUCCCGGCUUCCAUUGUUGUGCCCCUUGCCUUGACCAAGGCAAGGCAAUUAACCCCAAGAUGCUGCGGGGACAUUUGCCCUUGUAAUAUAAUUGAUAUAUGUGUCGCUUAAAAAACGUGAAAUGUAGUGUAUGUUCUGCUUACCCUUAGUACUGUAUGCUACACACAUACUAAGGUAACCUCAAAUAGCUCUGACCACCUGACUGACUAAGUAUUGUGCUAGUCCUACCCCACCUCAAAUGAGAUGAUAAAGGGCGCCAGUGGUCAUCUCUUUUGAGGUGGGGUAGCACUAGUACAAUACUUGUCUGCCUUUGAUUGAGAUCCAAAUUAAGAGGUCAAAUGCAAAGUUGAGUCUGAAGUGAUUGAAACUGAGUAUUUUCAUGUACAGUAGUGCGGCUAUGGUGUCUAGCAUUAGCUUUCUGGCACUAGGGAUCUAACUUACUUGACUAAAAAACAAAACACAUCAAAAUUGACAAGAGGGCUCAACAAAAAAAAGCACAUUUGACAGCAACUCUACCUACAAGGAAGGUUAUUUAACCUUUGUGAAAGGGGUUGUGGAGCUUUUCUUCUCUGUUCUGAAGGAGUAGUGACUUUCAGCAGAGUUGUUACCAAUAGGCGGUAAACAACAGUCUAGAAUGACAGUGUGAAUGUUUCAAGAAUGUUUUUUUUUUUUUUUUGCACCACCUGCACACUGAUGUACAGCAAGACACCAUUCUGGUGUAAAAUGUGACUAAAUUAUAACAUCACAUUUGAUUUUAAAAAAUCUAGAUGUACUGUAUGCUUUUCCAUAACACAUUAAAAUCUAUUACCAUG
Molecule: messenger RNA, 6178 nt
Organism: Alosa alosa (allis shad)
Lineage: Eukaryota; Metazoa; Chordata; Actinopteri; Clupeiformes; Clupeidae
Product: SEC14-like protein 5
Exons: 17
Coding region: 411-2711 (766 amino acids)
Cellular component (GO): cytoplasm
Source: RefSeq, a predicted model, not a curated record